Messenger RNA from Hyaloscypha bicolor E, 801 nucleotides. RefSeq lists its product as uncharacterized. The record is from RefSeq and is a predicted model, not a curated record. Lineage: Eukaryota; Fungi; Ascomycota; Leotiomycetes; Helotiales; Hyaloscyphaceae. The coding region runs from base 1 to 801 and encodes 266 amino acids. The transcript has 5 exons.
AUGACGAAGAAGGAAGGCACCUCGGGCCUCAACGAGAACGAGAUCAACACUCUCGUUGCGGCUGCGAAGCAGAUCAGCAGACUCGACUACGAGAAGCUUGGAGGGGACCUGGGCUCCAACAAGAAGGCUGCCGAGAAGCGUUGGUCUCGCUUGAAGCAGAAAGCCUUUGGCCAGAAGAAGUCCGAAGCUGAUUCUGCGGCCCUCACGCUCAAGCAAGCUGAUAUCGACCUACUCGUUGCGAUCUGCAAGCAACUUGGCAAGGUCGAUACCAAGCAGCUGGCUGAAGACCUUGGUGUCAACGUUUCUGCUGCUGGAAUGCGCUGGAAGCGAUUCAAGGAUAAGGCUUUCAGUGCUGAAGCUGAAGCUGUCUGCGAGCAGUUUGGUGAAGUUGACACCAAGAAGCUCGGCGAGAAGCUUGGUUGUACCUCCACCGCUGCUUACAAGCGCUGGAAGCGCUUCAAGCAACGCACUUUUGGUGACGAGAAAAAUGGCGACGAUGCUGACGGCAAUGAAGGCGAAGGUAAUGCCGAGGGCGAUGCGGGCAUGAGCGCGACCCCGAAGACACCCAAGGGUGGCAAGAAGUCUGGUGGCUCUGGCAAGCGUGGUCGCUCCGACGCCGACGAUGAUGAAGCUGAAGGAACUCCUACCAAGAAGCCGACUAGCGUCAAGAAGGCCAAGGCCCGCGGCAAGAAGGUGGCUACUCAAUCCGGGGAAGUUGUCCACGAUGAGGCCGACGAUGGUCGCAUUGACAAUGACGAGGACGCUGUCAACCAAAAGCUUGCUGACGGAGAUGAGACUUAA